This is a messenger RNA of Cynoglossus semilaevis (tongue sole), 1838 nucleotides long. RefSeq names its product tropomyosin 1 (alpha) (gene tpm1). The coding region runs from base 153 to 1007 and encodes 284 amino acids. The record is from RefSeq and is a predicted model, not a curated record. NCBI's taxonomy places the organism in Eukaryota, Metazoa, Chordata, Actinopteri, Pleuronectiformes, Cynoglossidae. The transcript is spliced from 10 exons.
UGAAAGUACAUAUUUGACAGGGCACAGUCAGGCAGAGCCCGUACUCCAGCUUAGCGUUCAGUUAGGCACAGACGCCCCAAGCCCCUCGCUCCCAGUCUCUCCCUGCUUUUUCAUUUGGACGUGUCGGUGCCGGCGAGUAUCAAUAAGCAGCCAUGGAUGCCAUCAAGAAGAAGAUGCAGAUGCUCAAGCUCGACAAGGAGAAUGCCUUGGACAGAGCUGAGCAGGCCGAGUCAGACAAGAAAGCAGCAGAGGACAGAAGCAAACAGCUUGAGGACGAUUUGGUAGCUCUGCAGAAGAAGCUCAAGGGAACUGAGGAUGAACUGGACAAGUACUCCGAGGCUCUUAAAGAUGCCCAGGAGAAACUUGAGCUGGCUGAGAAGAAAGCUACCGAUGCUGAGGCAGAUGUCGCUUCCCUUAACAGACGUAUCCAGCUGGUUGAGGAGGAGUUGGAUCGUGCUCAGGAGCGUCUGGCUACUGCCCUGACCAAGCUGGAGGAGGCUGAGAAGGCUGCCGACGAGAGCGAGAGAGGCAUGAAGGUCAUUGAGAACAGAGCCAUGAAGGAUGAGGAGAAGAUGGAGAUCCAGGAGAUCCAGCUCAAAGAGGCCAAACACAUCGCUGAGGAGGCUGACCGCAAGUAUGAGGAGGUGGCUCGUAAACUGGUCAUCAUUGAGGGUGACCUGGAGCGCACAGAGGAGCGUGCUGAGCUGUCAGAAAGAAACGCUCGGAGAUUGGAGGAAGAACUAAGGGUUACGGAGCAAAGCAUGAAAUCACUAUACUCUUCAGUGACACAGUACUCACAGAAGGAGGACAAGUACGAGGAGGAGAUCAAGGUCCUCACCGACAAACUGAAGGAGGCUGAGACCCGUGCUGAGUUUGCUGAGAGAUCAGUAGCCAAGCUGGAGAAGACCAUCGAUGACUUGGAAGAUGAGUUGUAUUCUCAGAAACUGAAGUACAAGGCCAUCAGCGAGGAGCUGGACCACGCCCUCAACGACAUGACUUCCAUAUAAAUUGUUUACACCUCAUCAAAGACGCCUCCCGCCGGCUGAGCAGAUUCUGUCUGCUGUCUCCAGCCUGCUCUCCACUUCCCUUUCCCUCUCUGUCGUUGCUUUCCUUUCCUCUUCAUGUUUUCACCCUCACGUCAACGUUAAGUGCAUCCCAUCUCUUGUACAGAAUCCUAGAAUCUUUCUGCGUUGUGUAAAAAAAUAAACGUCCUACCUUCUAUGUAAGCUGUAUCUCUUUACUCUGUCCUGUCCUCAUCACUUCUUUUGUUUCUGUUUGAUUUUCAUUUAAUUUAUUUUCAAGCGGCUCUAAUAAGUUUCACAAAUUUCUUUUGAAUUUUGUUGCUCGACAAAAAUAGUUUAGCUUCAUUCUGUUCUUUCUGGUGUAGCUUUAGUGGGUCAAGAGAUUUUUGUUUUGUUUGUUUGUUUAAAUCAGAUAUCGUUUUGUUGCGCUGAGGUAUUAGGAAUAUCACAGAAGUGCCAUAUGCACUUUAAUUCUUAAGCAUCUUUAGGUGCCUGACUGAAGGCUGAGCCAAGUUCUCUUUUCCGUAGGAUUGGGAAUUAUGCAUGCAACAACUUUUCAUUACUUGGUGCUGUGGCAGGAUGGAAAGAUGAGAGAGUGGGAGGGAGUUAUUGUUGGAUUGUUAUCAGGAAGAAUGUGGUGAAGUCAAAUGACUGGGUUUAGGGGUAGACGACAGAGCAGUAUGUGAGAUUUGUUGAGACCCAUUUGGUUGGUGAAAUUAAAAAAAAUGGAUGAAAGUGAUAUGAAUGAUUCUGACCCACGGGCUAUGUAUGAUCCACAGUAUCCUGUCAUAUAUGUGAAUAAAUAUACAGUCACAA